Staurois parvus is the source of this 309-nucleotide messenger RNA. The record is from the annotation of a GenBank genome assembly. NCBI's taxonomy places the organism in Eukaryota, Metazoa, Chordata, Amphibia, Anura, Ranidae.
AUGGAGGUGAGGAAUCAUGCUUUUUUGUGAUGGUUUAUGUGGGGGUCUACCGUCACCAUCCCAGAGGGAGCACAAAAUAUCUCUUUGCCUCAUCUCCUCGUGGAUGUGGCAAUCACAGCUCUGUGCAACAGCUGUGUGUGCAAAAGCACUUAGGGCGGACUGACCAUUUGGAAACUCGGGCACUGCCCGAGGGCCCGGGGUCAGUAGGGGGCCCCAUGAGAUGCCCCUGGUACCUUUUUCAUAGGCUUUUUUGAGUUUGGGCAAGGACACAGGGGCCCCAUGAUCUCCUAUUGCUCGGGGGCCCCAUGA